UUCAGCCCAGGGCCUAAUCGCAUAGAAAGAAAGCCGGACCAAUCAAAGCAGCAUCAUGGAGGAAGCAAGGGACGAGGUGAGCAGGAGAUUGCUGACGCUGGGGGAGAAGGAGCUCAUUCACCUAUGUGAACAUCUAAAGUGUAACGCACCUGUUGGGGGUUUUGCCAGCAAAACAAGACGCACCCUAAUCAGGUUGGUGGAGAAGACAUUAGAUGAAAUUGAAGAGGGUGAAGAGUCCACAGAUUCAUAUCAGAAGUAUCUCCAGCAAUUACUGUCCGAUCUUUCCUCUCUGAAUCCAACACUGGAAGAAACUGAGGCUGAGACCGUAGUUCAGGAGAAAGGGGAGCUAGAGGAGUUGAAAAUGCAGUACCAGAAAUUACAGCAACAGAUGGAAGAGGAAAUUGGGGCGUUGGAGGAAAAAAUGAAGCAGAGGAUGCAAGCAGCAGGAGGACACACUGCAUCGGUCCCCAUUACUACAAAGGAUGUAGACACAAAGUCUGCCAUCACCACACCAACCAGGCUGCCUGAGGUCACGCUGAGGCGGGAGUUUCGGAUAAUGGGACAGAUCGGUGAAGCGGGCCAGAAAGAAAAAUUGUCCUACACCAGCCUCAUAAACCAGAUCGAGUCGGCACUACAGAAAGGACAUGGAGAAGCAAAGAUUAUUGAAGCAGUCACACGUGCUGUGAGCCCAGGUCUUCAUCUGCGGGAAAUGUUGGAAAUAAAGCGAGGACUGACAUUACCCACCCUCAAAACCAUACUUAAGGGGCAUUACAAAGUGGAUUCUUCCUCUGACCUGCUGCAUCGUCUGAUGAACAUGACACAAGACCCAAGGGAGUCAGCACAGAAUUUCUUAUUCAGAGCAAUAGAACUGAAAGAGAAGCUAAUGAGAAAAUUCAGCGAUGAUGAUGCAAGCGAAGAAGGUGAGCAGUUCAGUCCUCAACUAAUUCAAAGAAAAUUUCUCCGCUCUAUAGAGACUGGUCUUUACAGUGAUGCAGUUAAGUUUCAACUCAAACCAUAUCUCAGCAACCGUACUGUCACAGAUGAGGUGUUAAUUGAACGGAUCAAUGAGGCAACAAACUUAGAACAAGAGAGACAGCAGUAGAUAGUGUUACUCGUGAACAAGGGGGAAGAAGUAAGAAAAGUCAAGGACCCAAAAC
This is a messenger RNA of Cyprinodon tularosa, 1157 nucleotides long. RefSeq lists its product as uncharacterized. NCBI's taxonomy places the organism in Eukaryota, Metazoa, Chordata, Actinopteri, Cyprinodontiformes, Cyprinodontidae. The coding region runs from base 56 to 1102 and encodes 348 amino acids. The record is from RefSeq and is a predicted model, not a curated record. The transcript has 2 exons.